CCCCACUGGGGAUGUGCCUACAACCAAGGUACAUGCCCUUGACUGGAAUCGAACCUGGGACCUUUCAGUCCGCAGGCCGACGCUCUAUCCACUGAGCCAAACCGGCCAGGGCGGAUAGUGCUUUAGAUGAAGACGACCUCAGGAGCUCAGCCCGGAGCUCGGUGCAAGCUCCGAGUGUGGAUCCCUGAAACUCUCCGUGUCACUCGGGCCUGAGCUCUUUUCCAUUGUGGAAAGGCGAGAAAACCACAAGACGCUACCCACUGACCCGGAGCGGGGGGCGUCCCCGGUUGUAUGUAGAAUCAGACCAUCGGUCACCAUGGACAGUGGCAGAUGGCGGGCGGGUUCUGUGCUUGGGGACGGAGAUGCUCUGAUCCUGCUGGGCAUCCCUCUGGGAUGGCCCUUGGAAUCCCCUUCACCAGGCAGCUUGGAAACGCAAAAAGAAACCCUUCCUCCUCUCCAACCCGUGGGAGGCGCGGUGCCUCCUGCCCAAGGCCCUUGUUUUAGGAGUAACUCUACCGAGGGAGGGUCACCCGGAGAAGGAAAGGGGCUGGAACGGAGCCACUGCAUCCCAGUCCAGGGCCCUGACUUACCCGGCAAAGGAACAGGAAGGAGCGAGUUCUCUCAUUCCCAGGCUGGAGCUCAGAGCCAGCCCAAGGCAGGGGAAUAAGAUAGUGGCGUCCCUGUGCCCACCCUGUUCUGUGCCCAGAAUUCUCUUCCUUCCUGCCCUGGCACUAGAGUCCGCCCAGCUUUCCUCCUGCCCCUAGCAGCCCUCUCAUCCUGGCGCUCCUCGCUGAGGCUUCCUCUCGGUCCCAGGCCUCUCCUUGGGCCUGAAUACCAUACCCACCCUUUAUCCCCAGCCUCCAGCCCUCCUUUACCCCACCCAGAAUCCCCAUUUUCCAGGGCCCACACAUUUGUUCUUACCAGCCUUUAGGGGCCUCCCGCUGUCCCCAAGACUCGUGCUGAAGUUGUCACUUCUCGAUGCUCUCCUCUCUCCACAAGACCUUGGGAGCUCGGGGAAGCAAACAGGCUUCAGUUCCCUCCUCUCCCAGGACCUUUCUCCUGGAGAGCCCACCCUACCCUCCGCACCGCCCUUGCUCUGCUGGACAGCAGCGAGUCCGGGUGCAGAGCACACAGUGACAAGCUGACUCCACCUGCGUCCUCGCCUGUCUUCCCGAUCCGUCCCCAUCAGCUGGCUUCAGCUUAGGGGCACCAAAGCACAGCCCGGGCACAGGGUUAUUCUGUAAGAGACCUUCUGGUGGGAACUCCCUGGGGACUUGGGACAAGGCAUUAGUCAGCCAUGAUCUCAGCUGGUCUGUGACACUCCCACUCCCAUUAGGGCCUGUCUGACAUCACCCGGAAAGGAAGUGAGGCUGAUGCAAUGGGACCAAGGCAGUUGGUAGGAGAAAGUUUAUUCAGUGCCCGACUGCCCUAGUCCAUACUCCACCUUUCCGAUAAGGAUCCAGUUCCUGGAGGAGUGGGGGAGGGGCUGAGUGGUGGCGCUGCCUCUUUGCACUAAACAUCCAACAGCAGGAAGGAGGUGCAGAAACCGACCUGCUUGGCACUUGUGGGCAGGCUCCAGCAGGAGGCAGACUUGGAACCUGGCCUGCAGCUACCUUUUGUGCAGCCUGGGUCAAGCUCAAACAGCAUGUCACCGUGGUUUCCUCACUAGAUCUCAGACGUGCGGCUGGCCCCAGGCCCUCUGCCAAGGGGUGCUAAUGUUUUAGAGGUUCCCCUUCCUCUGCCCACUGGUGGCUGGGCUCCUGCUGUGCACCAGCCCUCAACUUCUCACCAUGCAGUGGGCCAGGGCCCUUUGCCAGGGUGAGGGGCAAAGUGGGCUUCCUUCUCCAGGACACACACAGGCCCACCUAAAGUGCCGGGACUGGGCUGUGCCGCUGCGGUAGUUUUACUGUGAGCGAGAGUCCUUUCCAAUGUCCCUUUCUCUUCCUGGCCCCGGGCUUUGUGCUUCAGUGCCUUGGUUUUAAGGUGCCCUUAGGGUCUCACCUGGACUGUCACAGUCGGGGCAGAGAGCAGCCUUUGCUGUCUCCAUCCCUGGCAUGCAGAGCCCGGAGCAGUGAUGGGUUCUCUCAUCAGGCUCACGCUUUGUCGGUUUCCAAAGGCUACGCCAGAGGCCGCUUCUCAGAGCGGCCCACCCAGGGCUCACCUCUGUGCCUGGGCAUGCCUUGCCGCAUGGGAUGGCUCCUUAAGGGUCCAUGCUGCCCCAUCUUUCAGGACGAGCCCGUGCAGUGGGAGACACCUGACCUUUCUCAGGCUGAGAUUGAGCAGAAGAUCAAGGAGUACAAUGGCCAGAUCAACAGCAACCUCUUCAUGAGCCUGAACAAGGACGGCUCCUACACAGGCUUCAUCAAGGUGCAGCUGAAGCUGGUGCGCCCUGUCUCCGUGCCUGCCAGCAAGAAGCCUCCCACCUUGCAGGACGCCCGGCGGGGCCCAGGGCGGAGCACAGCCGUGAGGCGCCGCACCUCCUUCUACCUGCCCAAGGAUGCUGUCAAGCACCUGCACGUGUUGUCACGCACGCGGGCACGCGAGGUCAUCGAGGCCCUGCUGCGCAAGUUCUUGGUGGUGGAUGACCCCCGCAAGUUCGCACUCUUUGAGCGGGCCGAGCGCCACGGCCAAGUGUACCUCCGGAAGCUGUCGGAUGAGGAGCAGCCCCUGCGGCUACGACUCCUUGCGGGGCCCAGUGAGAAGGCCCUGAGCUUCGUGCUGAAGGAGAAUGACUCUGGGGAGGUGAACGCCUGCUGGUGUGGCCAUGCCUGCUGCAGCCUUUGCCACCCCUCCUCCCUGCAGUGGGAUGCCUUCAGCAUGCCUGAGCUCCGCAACUUCCUGCGCAUCCUACAGCGGGAGGAAGAGGAACACCUCCGCCAGAUCCUGCAGAAGUACUCCUGUUGCCGCCAGAAGAUCCAGGAGGCCCUGCAUGCCUGCCCCCUGGGGUGACCUCUUAUACCCUGGGUGGAAGGAGGAGCGUAGGCAGCACAGAGGGUGUGCCGUGUGAGUGUGACAGGGCCUGUCUGGCCUGAGGAAUGAGUGUGCAUGGAGGCCCUCAUCUGGCUGGCGGAAUGAACCCAGAGAGCAGCAAAGGAGCAGGUCCCCUGUGUCCACCCGUGGGUGUAGCAGAGCAUCGCUCUGCACCCUCUGCCCUUCGUGUACUGAGUCAUGGUGGACAGAGUUGCAGCAAGGGUAGAGCAGACAGAAGUCUCCUUAAUUUGUGUCUCAGAUACGAGAAUCUAGGAGACCCAACCAACAGAAUAGGGUCAUGUUUGCAGGGAUGAGGACCCUCAGCUAUGGGGAAGGGUUGUAUGUCUGGGAUGGGGUCUCAGGACCAAUAGUGGGUGUUGAAGACCAGGCAGGCAGCGAGGAAGAAUGCAGGUUUCCCUCUGCAGUGCCCUGGGCUCUGGCACACCCUGGAGUCUGCGUGCUGCUGCCACUGCAGCAACAGUGCCUCAGUGCGCCUCCAAGGAGGAGGACCUGGGCUGGGGUCUGUGGGCACUGGCUCAGGUCCAUGCCUUGUUUGCCAAUCAAAGCCAGGGUCUUACUUGGGGUAUUUUUCAUGAUGUGUGUGAAUGCAUAUUUUGUGGCCUCAGCUGAAUGCCUCCUGUGGGGAAAGGGGUGGGAAUGACAGUCAUCAUCAGGGCCUGGGGCUUGGGAAAACUUGGCUGAAUAAAGAUUCAAGACUC
Messenger RNA from Myotis lucifugus (little brown bat), 3689 nucleotides. RefSeq names its product Ras association domain family member 1 (gene RASSF1). Gene Ontology annotation, biological process: Ras protein signal transduction. The transcript is spliced from 4 exons. The coding region runs from base 2176 to 2949 and encodes 257 amino acids. The record is from RefSeq and is a predicted model, not a curated record. Gene Ontology annotation, cellular component: nucleus; microtubule cytoskeleton. NCBI's taxonomy places the organism in Eukaryota, Metazoa, Chordata, Mammalia, Chiroptera, Vespertilionidae.